UAUUUGUUACUCUCGAAUGGUAUAGUCUGGCAGCUUAAUUCUACGACAGCCAGCUACCCAGGCGGCGGGUAUCGCGCUAGUCCUCUAGUGAAUGUCCUUGGUGCUCCGCGUCUUUCCCAACCAUGUGGCCCCCUGGGCGAUACUUCUGUGUCUCCAUCAAGUCUUCUGCAUAGAACACCGUAGAACUCCCAAUCUUCCGAAGGCAUAUCCAACUCAACCCUCUAUUAUUUCCAGAUUCAUCCACUAUCACAUGCCAAACCCGUCCCCUGUGAUUCACGACUCGAACAAUGGAGCUAGGGUGCUGUUGAGAGAUAACACCAACAAACAACCCACAAAACCAGGAACCCGCUUUCACAUGUCACUGAUACCACCAUAGGGCUGUCACCAUAUGCAGCCGGAUAACAUGGAACGCUGUUGACGGAAGAUCGCCAGGGGAUGCCCAACGUUUCGUGGUAGUCUAAUUGGACAUCGUGAUGUUUGGGAGCUGAGGCAUUGACUGAUUG
Mytilinidion resinicola is the source of this 503-nucleotide messenger RNA. RefSeq lists its product as uncharacterized. The record is from RefSeq and is a predicted model, not a curated record. The transcript has a single exon. Bases 92 to 376 code for a protein of 94 amino acids. NCBI's taxonomy places the organism in Eukaryota, Fungi, Ascomycota, Dothideomycetes, Mytilinidiales, Mytilinidiaceae.